Drosophila montana is the source of this 644-nucleotide messenger RNA. It is a transcript of the gene Cpr49Ad, whose product is annotated as Cuticular protein 49Ad. Gene Ontology annotation, cellular component: chitin-based extracellular matrix. NCBI's taxonomy places the organism in Eukaryota, Metazoa, Arthropoda, Insecta, Diptera, Drosophilidae. The record is from RefSeq and is a predicted model, not a curated record. The transcript has 3 exons. Gene Ontology annotation, molecular function: structural constituent of chitin-based larval cuticle. The coding region runs from base 1 to 501 and encodes 166 amino acids.
AUGUCUUUAAAAAUGUUCUCUUCCUUUUUGUUGCUGGUUCUCUUUGUGGUUGUUUGCAAUGCGCAACGGGAGUACAAUCCGUAUCGAAACAAUCCCUACUAUAGGGAUUUGUACUUCAGGAACCGCGACCUGUACAAUCAGCGACGCUACUACGACAACUUCUAUAAGAAAUACAAUCCGAACAUUGCCAAUGCUCUGGCACGCACUAUCGACCAGUCAAAUGAGCCCAACUAUGGCAAGGGCUCCUAUGCCUACAGCUACGAGACUGAGAACGGAAUUCAUGGGGAAGAGCGCGGCACCCCCAUCUACAUCGGCAAGGGGAGGCAGCAGGAACAAGUCACUGGUGCCUAUUCGUAUAUAUCACCCGAAGGCAUUCGCGUCGGUGUUAAAUAUGUGGCUGAUGCCAACGGUUUCCGUCCAGUUAUUACCUAUGAUGGUCCAAAUGCUGCCAUUUAUGCGAACCAACAGCCGCCGGCUAAUGUGGUCUACACAAGGCAAUAAAGUCAACUAGACUGUGUACGAAGUUUCUAAAAUAAAAGAUCAAAUUUAAUAAUAUGAAAUUCACAUACAUAAACAACACUUAAUACCUCAGAAAAAAAACAAUACUUAUUUAAAUGCUGUUCAGGAGUAGCAUAAGGAGUAUA